Rhincodon typus (whale shark) is the source of this 8987-nucleotide messenger RNA. It is a transcript of the gene svila, whose product is annotated as supervillin a. Bases 106 to 6708 code for a protein of 2200 amino acids. Gene Ontology annotation, cellular component: cytoplasm; actin cytoskeleton. Gene Ontology annotation, biological process: actin filament severing; barbed-end actin filament capping; actin polymerization or depolymerization. NCBI's taxonomy places the organism in Eukaryota, Metazoa, Chordata, Chondrichthyes, Orectolobiformes, Rhincodontidae. The transcript has 37 exons. Gene Ontology annotation, molecular function: phosphatidylinositol-4,5-bisphosphate binding; actin filament binding. The record is from RefSeq and is a predicted model, not a curated record.
AUUGCCAAGAAAACAAAGGAGAUUGACACUAAUUUACUUGCUGUACUUCCUAAAGUUUCAGAACUUCGAAAACUUUUUGAAGCUGGCCAAAAAUCCACUGUGGAAAUGAACAGGAAAGAGAGAAUUGCAAGACGUUUGGAAGGAAUUGGAGGUGACACACAGCCAGUGCUGUUGCAGAAUUGUCGUGAGCUAGUUACUCACCGCCUGCUGGAGGAAGACACUCCUAGAUAUACACGAGCUUCUGAUGCCUGCAGUCCACCCCUAGUUAGAAGAUCAAAUAAGGAGAGCUUGGAACAUCACCUGGUUGAAGAUUCUCCUUCAGAAAGGCAGUCGCGACCGAGGUGCCGAGGAGAGGUUAAGCAGAUGGAUGCCGAAUCUCCUUACAGUGCUGGUAUGGAUACUGAAGCUUUAGAUGCAAAAGCAGAGCGAAUAGCAAAAUACAAGGCUGAAAGAAGGAGACAGCUGGCUGAGAAAUAUGGGAUAGCCUUAGACUCUGAACUGGAUGGGCGUGUUGCAACCAAGUACUCCAGAGGACGAAAAGAGGUUGAUUUAACUGAAAAAGUGCCAUCACAAGCAGAAAAAGAUUGCAGCAGUGAAUUGAUUAAAUUGCAUGGUUCCAGGGAUUCAACAUUGAGUGAACUACAGACUCUGUCACCUGGUUCACAUCAAGAAAGUUUCUCACCGAAAGGAAAUGAUUUCACAGAAAGAGAAACUUUAUUGAAUAAAGAAAAUCACAAAAAUGUGCUUGAAACAAGUGCCAAAGGAAGAAUUCUGGACCAGGCAUAUGUUCAUGAAACUUCUGCAAACCUCAAUGAUUCCAGUUUGAGUGAUGUGCCAGGCUCCCCACCACCUUCGCAGAGGGUUUCACUUACAUCACCAAAGCUGUUCUCAGAGUCAUUUAAUUCAGUUAGUGAGCAACCCCAAAAUCUGCAGAAUAAAGAAGGCAAUGCAGUGAAAGUAAAGAGUGAAUGGUUUCUACAAAGAGAUUCCAAUGGCGAGACACCUUCUCUCAUCAACUGGCCUUCCAGAGUAAAAGUUAGAGAAAGAAUGUUGAAAGAUGAAGGAAUUCGGAGCAGCCCUGAAAUAGUCAAAGACAUCACUCAUAGAAGACCGCAACAAAUGGCAGUUCCUUGUAUCUCCCUCCUGUCGGCAUCUCCAACUGUUAAUACAGUUAGUAAACCCAGUGCAAUCCACCAACCCGGCUUUGUUCAGUCCACUGAUACUGUGGACAGCACCAACACAAUGACAGAAGAGUACAAAAGCAGCGUAGUUGGUAAUCAUGUACCAGGCUUUACUAGCCUUUCAACAAGAGCUGAAGGGAUAAAUGAGACCGAGCUUGGAGGAAGAUGUGUUUACAGUCAUGAAUCAAAACUGAAUGAGCCUGGUGGCACUAGGAACUUUUUGAAAAGCCGUAAAGCAGUUUUACCUUCUCAGGUUCGAAAGCAAGAGAAGAAUCCUGAAGAAACUGUCUCUGUCAUGAAUGUCAUAUGCAGGGAAGGUGAAAAACCACAUCUGGGGACAUCUGUAAUUGACUCGUACAAACCUACGGAUAUUAAUCAAAGGAGGGAGAACGCCUUAGAUAUUCAGAAGAAACCUGGGGUACACUCCCAUGUAGAUGCUAGAAGAGGAAAAGACCUAGUCAAAGAAGCAUCUCUUGAAAAAUAUAAACUAAAAUGUUCAAGACCAGAUAACCUGGAGGCACUGAAGAUAGAGGUCUCAAACAGUGAAGAACAUCAGGGCACCAGUACAGAUGUCCCUGGUGGCGAUACUGAUACAGUGGACACAAGGGUGUCUGUUGCCAAACUUCGAAGAGCUUACCUGGAGACAGCCAAUGCCAGCAGAAACCGGGACCUCGAAGCUAAUGUUGCCUUAGUGACAUCAGGCCUUGACUUGGCCACCCCUGCUGAAACGGAGAAUGCCCGUCGUAGGCCAAGACGUUACAUUGCCUUUGGUGAGAAUAGGAAGACCUCUGAGAGGUUUAGAACACAACCUAUAACUACAGCAGAGCGACAAGAAACAGCUAGGCCAGGGCCAAUUGCGGAAAUGGAAAUUACUGAAGUCGAUGAAGAAAAGUUGGAUGAACGAGCUAAAAUGAGCGUGUCUGCAAAGAGGUCACUUUUCCGUGAGAUGGAAAAAGCAACAAAGGCAAUGGAUCCGUUUGUGGCAACCAAACCUCGAUCUAGAAAUUUAGCAGUGGAACGAAGAUUACGUCGUACCCAAGAUCGUUCCCGUACUCAACCUAUCACAAUUGAGGAAGUGGUUAUCGCAUCCAGACUACAAGCAUCUGCACAGUCUGCUGCAGGAGAACAGAAGGCAAGUGAAGCCAAAGAAUUGACAGAACAAGCCCAGCCUGAAGAACCAGACAUGUCUACACUCAGCCUGGCAGAAAAAAUGGCUCUGUUCAAUCGUCUUUCGCAGCCUGUGACUAAAAUAAAAGCAGCAAGGAGUAGAAGUGAUACUAAGCAAAGACGGUCAAAUUCCCGAUAUCAGACUCAACCAAUUACGCUAGGUGAAGUUGAAGAGGUGCAAAAUGGAAAUGAAAUGAUGAGGCCCUUCUCACAGUCUCUGGUCAGUCAGGCAACUACAGUCUCCACAGCUUGUGCUGGUGACCUACAUCUUGGAAAGUCUUCCAUUGCUGAGAAUAGUUUAUACGCUGCCCACAAGUCAGCAGCAACCUCUACUCUUCCUUCCCACAGCUCACUAGUCAAUGCUGAUAUUUCAAAUACGAGUGUGCUUCCCUCCGAACACAUGCUGCCAUCACAGGAAAAAUCCUACAGAUUCAGUGGCGUACUCAAAGAGGGUGAUGACUACAGAAAUGGUGAGACAAAAGAGGUACUGCAGCAGAGCAGCAUGUAUAAUUGUAGCUUUGCAGAAACCGAUUCCCACGUACCAACUGGGAGGAGUACGGAUAAUCAUGAAACUCCAGAAAGGGACAGUGGAGAGCAGUUCAAUCCAGAAAUCUUCCCACAGGAAGCUGAAAGGAAAAUAGUUAUGAAAUCAGAAAACAUACAUGAGAGUUGGGAAGGUGAAGAGAGAAGCUUUGAUGACAUUGUGAAAGUGGAACAUGACAUGAAGAACAAGCAAGCUAUUUCAGAGUGUGUGGAACAUACUCCUGAAAUGAAAGCAGGAUCAGCAGCAACAUUCACUGCAUCACAGGUUUCUACUGUAACAUCCUCCAGACUUCCACAUCGGCAGCCAGCCACACAAAUAGAAAGUAAGGUGCUUUAUGAUCAUCAGUUGGAGCUAAGUACCAAAACUGGCAGAACUGAAAUAAGUGAAGGGACCUCGGAGUUCUCUACUGGAAAAGCAAUGUCUAUUAAAGAAAGGAUGGCUUUGCUGAAGAGAAGUGGAGAAGAAGACUGGAGGAACAGAAUUAACAAGAAGCAGGAUAAUGGCAAAAUGACCAGAACCAGUCGCUCUACCCAAUUUCAAGAAACAGAGCAUUCUUACAUCAAAAAGGACAAAGGAGAGGUUACUGAUGACAUCUGUAUUUCUAAUCAGCUCUGGGUCACUUGUGGUAGUCUCAGGAAAACAAGUCCUCAGCUGUAUGAUGAACGCCAUCCUUGGAGGUGGAAGAGGCUAACGGAUGAUGUUGAAGCACAAAUGACAAUAGAAGAAAGGAAGCAGCUGAUAAGUGCACGGGAAGAGGCCUGGAAGACUCGGGGCAGAGGAGCGUGCAAUGAUUCCAAUCAAUUUACUGUAGCUGGAAGGAUGGUGAAGAAAGGGUUGGCAUCACCUACAUUCAUGAGUCCAAUGUGUUCACCUCUUUCACACAAGAUAAAGAACAGCACCCCAGUCAUUUCCAAACCACAGGAAGAAAUUGAGGUCAGAUCUGAUUUGCCAUUGGAAACUGACAGGAAGCUUGACAAACUAGAAUCAUUCUUGGGCAAACUGCAGAACAGAGUGCCAGGGCAACAAGAUGCUGUGAUAACUGUAACUGGACAAUCUGUAAAGGAAGUAAUGAGACCUGAUGAUGAAGAAACUUUUGCAAGAUUCUACAGAGAUACAAAUACAUUUGUUAUUCAGCCAGGAGCUGUAGAAAUUGAUGAGGAGGACCUUGAUGCCAUUUUUGAUCCUGACGUACCAAAGCUGACCUCUGCAGUAGCAGAGCACAAACGGGCUAUCAAACCUACACGCAAAGUACAGUCUUCACGUAAUCCACUUAAAAUGCUUGCUGCAAGAGGUGAUAUCCGACACGAAUAUACAGAACAGCGGUUGAACAUUGCAUUCAUGGAGUCAAAGAGAAUGAGGGUGGAGAAAAUGUCGAAAAACUCUAAUCUAUCAGAAAUGGCGUUGGCUGGUCUGGCUAGCAAAGAGGACUUCAGCAGUGUCAACCUUCGUAGUGUGAAUUUAACAGAACAAGUGUCGAACAACAGUGCUGUGCCAUACAAAAAGCUGAUGUUGCUGCAAAUUAAAGGACGGAGGCAUAUUCAAACCAGGUUGGUGGAACCAAGAGCAUCAUCAUUGAAUAGUGGAGACUGUUUCUUGCUUCUAGCUCCUCAGCACUGUUUCCUGUGGACAGGAGAAUUUACCAAUGUCAUCGAAAAAGCCAAGGCUUCAGAACUGGCAGCAUUCAUUCAGACUAAAAGAGACCUUGGCUGCAGAGCACCAUAUGUGGCCACAAUAGAAGAAGGAAUUAACAGCCAUACCAAAACAGCCAAAGAGUUUUGGAGACUCUUAGGUGGACAGUCAAGCUACCAAGGUGCUGGAAACCCAGAUGAAGAUGAACUGUAUGAAAGUGCAAUCGUAGAAACCAACUGUAUUUAUCGCCUAGUAGAUGAUAAACUAGUCCCUGACGAUGACUUCUGGGGAAAGAUACCACGGUGCUCUUUACUUAAUUCAAAGGAUGUGCUGGUGUUCGAUUUUGGCAGUGAAGUGUACGUGUGGCAUGGAAAAGAGGUCACACUAGCACAGCGAAAAGUAGCAUUCCAGUUGGCAAAACAUUUGUGGAAUGGUACAUUUGACUACACAAACUGCGACAUCAACCCUUUAGAUCCAGGCGAAUGCAAUCCGCUGAUACCAAGGAAAGGUCAAGGUCGUCCUGAUUGGGCAAUUUUUGGCAGGCUGACCGAGCACAAUGAAACUAUUUUGUUUAAGGAAAAGUUCCUGGACUGGCUAGAUUCAAAGAAGCCCUCACCAAAAACUGGAGUUGAAGAGGAACAGAAGGAGUAUGGAAAUGAUCUUAAACCAUAUGAUGUCACCCUGAUGAUUCCUCAGUCUGUAGCCCCUGUUGGGACGACACUAGAUGGGUUAAAUAUCGGACGUGGCUAUGGAAUAGUAGAGGGAGAAGAUGGAAGGCAGUUUGAGAUCACCAGCCUCUCAGUUGAUGUAUGGCACAUACUUGAAUUUGACUAUAGUAGAUUGCCCAAGCAGAGCAUUGGGCAGUUUCAUGAAGGCGAUACCUACGUGGUGAAGUCAAAGUACCUGGUCAGCACCACAGUUGGUAAAAGGCAGAAGUCUGAGUUUGUUCGAAACACUGCUAUCGGAAAGGAGAAGUGUGUGUACUACUUUUGGCAAGGGCGUCAUUCAACUGUGAGUGAGAAAGGAACGUCAGCUCUGAUGACUGUAGAAUUAGAUGAAGAGCGAGGCGCACAGGUCCAAGUGCUGCAGGGGAAGGAGCCGCCCUGUUUCCUACAGCUGUUUCAAGGAGGAAUGAUUGUGCAUGCUGGCAAAAGGGAAGAGGAAGAAGAAAGCUCACAAAGUGGUUGGCGGUUGUACUGCGUCAGAGGAGAGCUUCCAAUGGAAGGAAACUUGCUUGAAGUAGCUUGUCACUGCAGUAGCCUGAGAUCCAGAACUUCCAUGAUUUUGCUGAAUGUCAACAAGGCAGUCAUUUACCUAUGGCAUGGUUGCAAAGCACAACCGCAUACAAAGGUUGUAGGGAGGACUGAAGCCAACAAAAUCAAGGAACUGCGACCAUUGGAAGCAGGGCUACACAGUAGUAUCAAUGUGACCGUACAUGAAUGUGACGAGGGAUCUGAAACAGUGGAGUUCUUUGAAGCAUUAGGAAGAAGAGAUCGAAAAGCCUAUGACUGCAUGUUGCAAGAUCCAGGAAAAUUCAACUUCACUCCUCGGCUCUUUAUCCUCAGUAGUUCGUCUGGAGAGUUUGUUGCCACUGAGUACUUAUAUCCUGCCAGGGAGCCUACAAUGGUCAACUCAAUGCCAUUUUUACAAGAAGAUUUGUAUACUGCCCAACAGCCAGCUUUAUUCUUGGUGGACAAUCACCACGAGGUGUACCUUUGGCAGGGCUGGUGGCCUACAGAAAAUGAAAUCACAGGGUCUGCCCGAAUUCGCUGGGACGCUGACCGGAAAUGUGCAAUGGAGACAGUGCUACAAUACUGCAAAGUAAAGAAUGCCAAGAAGCCACCAAAAUCCUACCUGAUACAUGCAGGUUUUGAACCAUUGACGUUUACAAAUAUGUUUCCCAGUUGGGAGCACAGGGAGGAUGUUGCAGAGAUCACUGAAACGGAAGCUGAAAGCUGCAAUAAAAUAAUUUUGGUAGAGGAUGUAUUGAGCAAGCUGUGCAAGACGCAGUACCCACUGGCAGAACUUCAAGCCCGGCCUUUGCCGGAGGGUGUUGAUCCAUUAAAGCUUGAAAUUUAUCUGACGGAUGAAGAUUUCCAGAAGACACUGGAAAUGACGAGAGAAGAGUUCAGUACCCUGCCCUCAUGGAAGCAAGUUAAACUGAAGAAAGCAAAAGGCCUUUUCUAAAUAGUUUUUAGUAUAGUGCGUAAUUUUUUUUAAAAAAAACACAUGCUUAGUAACAGAGCUUUCACCGAAGAUCAUUUGGACAUCCAUGGAUCAGACAUGGACAGUGGUCUGGUCAAAGAGCACAUUAUGGAAACAAGUUGCACAUUCAGGGCAGCAAUGCCCUUUUGGGGGAGAUUUGUCGAUUUGUGCAUGUUGAGGGGAACUCUGUGGAUUUUAACAGUGUUGACAUAAUGAGACAAUGCCGUUGUACGCAUUUGACCUCAAUGCACUUAAGGGCAACAGAUGCUACUCGGCCAUACCCUGCCUGUGUAUCUUGAAGGCAAAUUAUUUUGUAAAGUGUUAUUUUGUGUGUAGCAGAUAGCUAAUCAUGAAGAGUUUAUAUUUAUAUAAUACAAUAUGAAAAGUGACUAUGGUUUAAUGACUAAAUAUUUAAUUGUUAAUGACAUAUAUUCACUUGAGUUUUUUUUUUGCGUUAACCAGAAAAUACGAUGGCUAGUUGAACGAAACCUGCUUGUACUGAGAUCAUGCCACAAAUACCUUUUUUGCAUUCUGAUAAUCAUACAAUCAUGUUCAGUCAUUGAAAAGUUCAUGAACAAAGUGUAUUUAUGGCAUGGAAUAAUGAAAAAGCUACGCAAAUCGAGUAACUUUUUAUGUGAAUCUAUAAAAUGUAUAGUGCCUUGCUUUUGUGUACAGUUUAUACUACAGAACAAGUGUUUGAAUUUUUGAUGGAAGCAGGUGUUUAAAAAAAAAAGCUUCAUUCAGUUAAACUUGUUAUGAUAGAGGUUUAAGAAUCUCUAUUCCAACAUUCAUCAGCCUAACAAACUUUGUUCUUGUGAUACAAUUUAGAAAAAUAAAAGUUGAAAAUUGAUUUGUAUUUUUUUGGUUAUGUCUCUCUGGGCAGUUUACAAAAGGUGAAACAAAGUUUGUGUGAACCUGGCAUGUUCAAUUAAGUUCUUAAUUGUAACUAACUGAAGACAAUUGAUCGUAUUACCACAAUGAUUUACUACCAUUUAUAAGUCUGUUAUUGUAGAGUCAUUUGAGUUAAUUUGACAACAUCUUGCCAUUUACAUAAUACCUUUAUUAAAAUGUCCCAAGGCACUUCAGACAGAAACUAACAUCAAACAGCUGAGUCAGGAACAUGACCAUAGGCGUGAUUAUAAUCAGUUGCAAGAUGACUUUUGGAUGAGAGGAGCACGUUUUCAUGGGGUUUUAUCAGGACGGUUCCAGAUUGGCACUCUGAGGUGGCUGAGGAUUUUGCUGCCAAAAAUAUUUCAAUAAUUCAUAAUGGCCUGCUGUGGAAAUUAAUCAUGGAAUCAUACAGUACAGAAGAUGGUCGUUCAAUCCAUUGAGCAUUUUCUGGCUCUUUUGAAGAGCUAACAAAUUAGUUUUGACUGCCCUACACAUUUCUCCUCUUGUUUACUACAUCAAAGCUCUUCAUAAUUUUGAAAAUUCUGUUAAAUCUCCCUGUAAUUUUCUUUGCUCAGAGGAGAGCAAGCCUACCUUCUGUAAUCUCUCCAUGUAACUGAAAUCCUACACCCCGGUAUCAUUUUAAGAAAUCUUCUUUAUAACCCUCUCCAAGGCCUUCAAAUGUAUGGUGCCCAGCACUGGACUGUCUGACCCUGCUAAUGCCUAACAUGUGAAUUAUGUAAUAAUACUUUAAUAAUAGUAUUAAAAGCAAGUUCCCAGUUCACAAGAAAGCAUGAGCUUAGAAAUGGCAAUUUUGUUGCAUUGGGAAAUCAUUUCCACAAGGAAUAAUUUUCCAAAGGCCAAGAAGGUCUUAGAAUGGAGACAAUAUUAAAAAAUAAGUGCAGUCUUUUGUGUUUAUUCUGUCAUUGACUUACCAAGAUCAUUUUUAAAUCUCUUUCUUGCACAAUAACUACUAAGUCUCUAUAUUUACUGGAUGAGAAUUUGAUCUGCCUUCUUGUAAAAAGUUACUAAACUAUUCGAGAGAAGUAGCAGUUGAUAACUAUUUAGCAUUCAAUAACAUACUAGUUUAAUGUUUAGCCGUUGGUUUCCUCUAUUUAUAGCCAUUGACCUGUAGCUCUUCUGCCUGACCGUCCUACACAAAGUGCCUUUCUAGAUCCACCUUACCUAUUGAUAAAUUUUGAAACUUGAAUCUUGCAAUAGAGAUUUGUGUGUUUACUGAGCUGACCAUGUUAAUGGUCAUCUUACUGUGCUGAAGAGUCCCUUAACACAGUGUUCUGUAGCAAUUCCAGGAACACUAAUAGAAAGUAUUAUUAAACACACCGAAAAUGCAAUAAAUUAUUAAAAACUUUGAA